Messenger RNA from Acaulospora colombiana, 157 nucleotides. The record is from the annotation of a GenBank genome assembly. Lineage: Eukaryota; Fungi; Glomeromycota; Glomeromycetes; Diversisporales; Acaulosporaceae.
UUCGGAUUUGAAAGCAAAAAAGCCAAGAGUUGUGAAGACGGGAUCGGGUUCGGUGACAAGUCGCUCGGGGUUGGGUAUAGAAGACGAAUCGAAGAGGGAGAAGGAAGGUGGCCUAUUAUCCCAAUCACAACUUGACUGGGACCUUUUGCGAGACUGA